ACCACAGCUUCUCUGGACAAUUUGUGCCAGGGCCUCACCCCACUUCCCAUGGAGGAAUUUCUUGACAAUAUCCCCUCCUGAUCCCAUUUCUCCAUCUGUAAAAGAGGAGCAACAUUACCUGUCUCAAUAAGGUUGAAGCAUGGAAUGAUGGAAUGAUUUGGCCUGAAGAGACUUAAAGCCCAUCCAAUCCCACCUGCUGCCAGGGGCAGGGAUACCUUCCUGUCCAAACUGAUGUUGGACACUUCCCUGGAUGGGCUCACAUCUCCUACAUCUGUAAAGUUCCAGUUAUCCACAGCCCCAGUAACAGACUCUGCUCUAGGAAGAGUUACACCAGCAAUGGCCAUUUUGAGGAAACAGAACACUGGGGAAGAGGAUGGUAAAUUGUUCCAGCUGGGAAUAACUCUGGGCAAUAAUAAGUCUGGUGUGAACAGCUGGGGAUCUACCAGCAUGGAUCAGAUCUAACAUUGCCCAUGCCCAGGGGUUGCUUUGGGGACCCUACUGUCAGCAAGGUAAGAGAAAUCAGUUUACUGUUUGCUCUGGGUUUGUGAUGAUGCCAGCUUCCUGUGGCACUCCCAUACUUAGCAAAUAUUUCCACACCUUUGGCAGAGAGACAGAGAACUUCUCCCCAGUCCUGCUGCUCUCCAGAGGCUGCAUCACCUCAGCAGCUUCACGCUCUGCUCUGCACAUCCACCACCCCACAAACAGGUAAGUGCAUUAUCCCAGAGCUUUGGGUAGGGGAGGGUUGGUGGGAGCUCUCUUAUUUAAGUGCUCUUGUUUGGUUUUCCUCUGCUCUUGGAGACUUCCAAGGGAAAGAGUCUAGAAGCGCUACUAACAUUGAGCACACAAAGAUACUUGUCUUUGGAAUGGUUCAAACUGUAAGAAAGCAGGGUUAGAUGGGAUAUUGGGAAGAAAUUCCUCUGUAUGAGGGUGGUUAGGCACUGGCACCAGCUGGCUGACAUCCCUGGCAGUGUCCAAGGCCGGGUAGGAUGGGGCUUGGAGCAGGCUGGAACAGUGGGAUGCAUCCCUGACCAUGGCAGGGAGGGGAAUGGGAUGAUCCUAGACGUCACUUCCCACCCAAACCAUUCUGGAUUGCUCAAUUUCUCAAUUGCUCUCCACCUCCAUCCUGUAAAACACCAGAAAAGUGAAACUGGAGCUUUUUGAUAAAAACAAGCCGUGUCAGAAUAGAAACAGGGAUUUCUUUCUGGCCCUCAAACACCAUCUGUCCCCUGCAGACCACCAGGGUCUGUCCAAGGAGCUGGACUGGGCUGAUUUCUCUCUUAUUUUGGUGGAUAUUUGUCCCCAAAACCAGCAUCUUCAGAGUCUGCCAGCUGUGUUGUCUCUGUAUAAUCACUGGGGUUGUACAGAGCAAAGGCGAACAAGCCAAACAACCCACGGCCCCUGCUGCUUCCUCUCCAAAUGCUCUCUGUAACAACCCUGUGAAACUUGUGUCCCUGGGUAAUAUCGGUUACUAUUUUGAAAAUAACUUAAUAAUUAAACUAACACUUUGUUACAACAUCUUGCUUAAGCUGCACCAGGGGAAGUUUAGCUUAGACAUCAGGAAAAUAUUCUUCACUGAAAAGGUGAUUGGUGACUGGAAUCAUCUGCCCAGAGAGUUGGUAAUCAUUCCUGGACGUGUUUAAAGAAAGACUGGACGUGACACUCAGUGCCAUGACUUAGUUGAUAAGGAAGUGUUUGGUCAUAGGUUGGACUAGGUGAUCUCAAAGAUCUUUUCCAUCCUAGUUCAUUCUGUGAUUCUGUGCUAUUAUUUCAAGGAAUUUGGCUUAAUUUGUGUUGCCUCUUUCCCAAGGCAGAAAUCCCCUUCGCUUUGUUUCAAAACCUCAGCCACAGCAGAAUGUUUAAAAAACUCACCAAAUUCCUUGUAAGUAAAAUGGAUCCAUGCAAAGAAUUGGUCCCUGUCGAGAGCAUCGCAGACAAUGAGCAUUUCAGGCCUCUCUGUCUACUGAUAGAAAGAAGAAAAUCAAACCGCAUAUUCCACUCAGCUCCCUACUACCAGAGGACAGGGUUCACACUGGAAGAUGUGCUGCUGCCUGGAGAAGAUGGUAAAUGCAUAGAGUCUCUCCAUCAAGAUUCCAGCCAAUUUACCCUCAGAAAAACCAGCGCUGACCAAGCUGAUGGAGGUCUCAGCAUUGCUUUUGACCCUGCAAGUGUUGGGCUGCAAGGAGGUGCCUCCUUGUCCAAAGAGUUUUCCAUUACACCACAGAAGAAGAGAGUACCACUGGAAUCACUGGAGGCACUGAGAAGAGGAAGGGAAAUCAACAUGGAUCAUUCCUUCAUCCAGCAACUACGGAGAACAGACAUCAAACUAUGUAUGGUCACUGAAUACCAGGGCACCAGGGAGGACAAACAAAGCAUAGUCAUACCCAAGGGCUGCACCCUGGCCUUCAGGACCAUCCGGCUACACAUCAGAGAUGGAGCAUGGGAUCUGGAUUAUUUCCCAGCAGAACCUGUGAGAAGGGCAGCUUAUGUAGCUGAUGGUCCCUCACAAGGAAAAUUAGGAGCAGUGGUGGCAGAAGUUAACUACUCCUGCCGAAUUUUCCCCGAGCUGUCUUCUGACCUGCUGGUCAUAGUCUUAAACACCAUCAAAGCUGGGAUGAGAGACAAGAACCUCCUGCAGGAGCUCAGACAGAAAAUGGAAGAAGUUCCUGAGCAAAAUUAUGGUUAUGAGCUGAAAACUGAGAGCCCACACUUAAAAGAUCUGUUCAGAACCUUACAGCACUCUCCAAGAGAUCGUCUCCUUCCGCUGGCAGAGGGAAUCACCUACGUCCUUGAUGCUUUGUAUGAGUUAAUGGACGAUCAGCUGCUGCUGCUGCUGGAAUCCUUGGAAAGGAAGAUUGUGUCCCAACAGCUGAGGCUGGUUGAAAACCUCCUGAAUCAUGACCUGGAUAAGGGGAAGGAGACUUUCCAUUUUGAUGCUGAGCUGCUUUCCUUCCCACACGAGGAGGAACAGAGGUUAACCAUGGAACUGGUGGAGCUGAGUGGAGUGCAGCUCCAGGAAGAUGGAUCAGCUCUCCUGAGGGAUCAACCCUUUGAGCCCAUGGCAGCCUUGUUUGUGGCUCUGUACGCCCUCAACCUCCUGAGUGGCUCUGAGUAGGAGGUACCUGGCCCUGCCCAGGGAACUUCUCUACAAUGUCUUGGGAAAUCUCUGCUCUCAAGCCAGCUUUCUGUCCCAGUAUCAUCCUUGU
Cyanistes caeruleus (blue tit) is the source of this 3203-nucleotide messenger RNA. The record is from RefSeq and is a predicted model, not a curated record. Lineage: Eukaryota; Metazoa; Chordata; Aves; Passeriformes; Paridae.